Molecule: messenger RNA, 3534 nt
Organism: Rotaria socialis
Lineage: Eukaryota; Metazoa; Rotifera; Eurotatoria; Philodinida; Philodinidae
Source: the annotation of a GenBank genome assembly
AUGCAACAACAACGUCGACGUCCACCUGUUCCAGCAUCACCUAUAGCGAUGAAUAAUAAUUCUAGUCGUCCAAUACGUCAAUCAAGUCGAAACACGUCAAUGACGUUGAGUCCGUGUUCUGGUUGUUCUCAACUAAUGUAUAAUCCAUUAUUAUCGAAUGUUCUUGAUCGUUUAUGGCAUCCUGAUUGUGUUCGAUGUUUUGCAUGUCGAUGUGUACUCAAUGAGCAAUGUUAUUCACGUGAAGGCAAACUUUAUUGUAAAGAUGAUUUUAUUAAAAAAUAUAUUCAUCGUUGUUUUUCUUGUCAAAAUAUAAUUCAAUCUCAUGAAUUUAUUCGUCGCGUUCGAGCAGGUCGAAUUUAUCAUGCUGGCUGCUUUAUUUGUUUGAAAUGUAAACGAAUAUUACAAGAUGAUGAUAUUGCGUCAUUAAUACCAUCGGAUGGUUCACCAAUGAAUGAUUUAGAUUAUCUAUGUCAAACAUGUUCAAAGUCAAAGAAUAAAUUAGUCAAAUCUUCGAUAGGAACAGCGCCAUCAUCGAAUGCAGAUGAAGAAGAAACAACCGAUAGUGAAAAUUCAAAUACAACAAACGGAAAAGCACUAACGAAUGACCGACAAGUCUCACCUACAAUGCAUAUCGAUGCUUUGCCAGCUGCUCAUUCAAUUCAAUCAUCAAUACCAAAUAAACCUAUACUUUCAUCUAUCGAACAAUUAUCUCAUCAAUCGAAAACUACAUUGGCAGCUGAUAAUAAAGCACAAUCCAUGCAAGUUGAUGAAACUUCAACAUCUAAAGCAUCAGCAUCACCUACUAAAGCACAUUCAUCAUCAUCGUCAUCAAAUUCAUCGACUACACAUCCAUCUGAAAUUCCAGAUGAAACAGAAACACCACCGCCUCCGCCACCACCUUCGAAACAUAUUGGUCGUCCUAGCAAAGCUCGUCAAAACAGUAAUAAUAAUAAUAAUAAUAAUAAUAAACGAGGACCAGCAAAAUCAAAAGCAACAACACAAACAACUCGUCAAAAACAAACAACUACGAAUGAAAGAAAAGGUCGUUCGCCAACAACAAGAUCAAAAUCAUCGACACCAGCGGCUCCAAAAACAGUACAAACACGUUCAAGUAAUCGUCGCAAUACAAAGACAUCACGCUAUCGUAAACGAAGUUAUUCAAGUGGAAGUGAUGAAGAUGAAACAGAUGAUGAAGAGGAUGAGGAUGGUGAAGACGAUGAUACAGAAUUUUCUGAAGAGGACAAUACACGUGAGGAAGAAAGAGAAACUAGUCGUUCACCUUCAAUAAAAACAAAAGCAUCGAAGAAUAAUAAUCAGAAAAAACCGGAACCUGAACCAACAUCAAUUCCAACAGCACAACCGAAAAUGUCCGAACCCCUAUCGUUACUUAGUGGACUUUCAUCUAACCCGAUGGCUGUUUCAUCUAUUAUUAAAUCUGAUAUUCCAACAGGUUUCAUGCGUCCUAAUUUCAAUCCGAAUUUUCCUACACCUCCACAAUUUCUACCACCAAACCAUCCAUUUCCACCUGGUUUUCCAUUACAACCAAGACUUCCAAUACCACCGCCAACAACAUUAUCAGUUAUUUCUCAAACACAACCUGGAUCUAUAUCCGAUACACAUCGGUCAUCUCAUUCGACGAAUGCUUCAGAAACAGAUUCACUUGACCGUUCAUCAAGUCCUUCACAAAUGGAUACAUCAACAAAUGCCGAUUUAGGUACAACAACGAACACACCAAAAAUAUCAGCUCUAUCUUCAUUGCUUGAAUUCGGUACAUUGCCAUCAUCAAAUCUUGAUGAUAUACGCCCAACGGUUCCUCCAGCAAAUCCUUAUCCAUUUCCAUUUGUCACACCAGGUCCAGGUGUACCAUUUUCACCUCAAGCAGCAGCUGGUAUGACCUCUUAUUUUCGACCACCGUUUAAUGCUCCACUAACAACGGCAGCACCAUCAUCAUUGUCUGUCGAUACAAAUCAGUCACCGAUAGCUACAACAAAACCAAAGAAAAAAUCUACUGCUAAGAAGAAGAACUCAACUGAAGUCGUUUCACAAAAUCUACUCGAUGAGUCGUCAUCACCACCUAAAAAGAAAGUACGCAAAACUAAUGCACGUGGUGGUAAAGGAAAAGCAAAAAAGAAUGAAGCAGAUAUUGAAAAUGAUGUUGAUGAAGAUAAUAAUUCACCACCACCACCGCCAGCUAAACGAAAAAGAAAAUCAAAGAAGGAUGCAAAGAAUGAGACAGCUGCAAAUGCUAAUGAUGAAAAAAAAGUUUCAAAUGAAACUCAAAAUAAUACUUCACAUAAUCUUCUUGCUCAAAUGGGUCUUAUUAAUAAUUCAUUUAUGCCACCAACACCACCACAACAAUCGUCUUCCUCGACCAAUUCAACGCCAAAUGCUCAACAACACGCUCAAAUAGCAGCUAUGUACAAUAUGACACCACAUUUUGGUGCCUAUAAUGCAUUUCCAGGUGCAUUUAAUCCAGCGUUUCCUGGGGCUGCUUAUCCAGGUGGUUAUCCACCUCCGUAUGGUUUUCAUCCAGCAUUUGGCACACCACCAACAGGUCAAUCGUUUCCAUUUAUGCCACCUACAGCAAAUACAUCUUCAGUUGCUAAUGCCUUAUCACUAGCUUCUACAACAACGACUUCAUCGCCGUUGACAGACGAUAAGCCGGCAGCUUUAAUUGUACCUGAAACACGACCAGCAAAAUCAAGAGGUAAAAAUAAUACUAGUGGAGAGAAGAAAAAACCUGCUACUCCUCGAGCAAAGAAGAAGAAAGGAGCGAUUGUUGCGGCUGAUGAUAGUGCGACUGCUGCUGCUGCUGCUACACUGAUACCAACAACUGACAAUGAACCAACCACACCAUCCACUGAAACAACAGCAAAGACUACAACAACAUCCGAAUCAGCAUCUGCAUCGUCAUCAUCAGUAACAACAACUAAACGACGUAUUAGUGGUACUGAAAGUGAAGAUUUCGACGAGCAGAAUGAUGAACAACCAUCACAAGCAACAAAUUGUAAAUCAGGCAAUGAAUCAGAUGGUUCAGCAGGUAGUGCUGAUCGCUCAUCGAGCACUGCAAAAUCAGCAUCGACAUUAGCGGAAAAGAAAGGCGGCCGUACAACAAUAAAACCAGCACAAUUAGAAAUUUUAAAUAAAGCAUUUGACUCAUGUUCUAAACCAAAUAAAACUCAACGGGAACAAUUAGCUACCGAUACUGGUCUUAACUUACGUGUUAUCCAAGUUUGGUUUCAAAAUAAACGAUCGAAAGAACGUAAGGAAAAAGCAUCAAAAGAAAAAGAAGCACCUCUAGACGACGUUGAAGCAGGCGAAGAUUCACAGCCACCAUCACCACCACCACCACCACCACCACCGCCGCCGCCACUGCCACCACCGCCACCACCACCAUCAAUACCGGCAUUGCCAUCGGAGCCGUCCGAAGAAACUGAAACAAUGCCAACAACACCACCAGCACCACCAUCACCACCUGCACCUGAACAGGAACCGACUCCUGAACCAACACCGGUCACUACUACCGGAGCGUAA